Messenger RNA from Menidia menidia (Atlantic silverside), 972 nucleotides. The record is from the annotation of a GenBank genome assembly. NCBI's taxonomy places the organism in Eukaryota, Metazoa, Chordata, Actinopteri, Atheriniformes, Atherinopsidae.
CUGGCCUCCAUCACCCGCGAGGACUUCUCCGAGCUGGAGAACUUCUCCGAGAUGAUCAGCUUCAAGUCCAUGGAGGACCUGGUGAACGAGUUCGACGAGAAGCUCAACGUGUGCUUCCACAACUACAACACCAAGACCGAGGGCCUGGCGCCCAUCCGCAACCAGGGCCACAGCCAGGAGGAGGAGGAGCGGCUGCAGGACGAAGAUGUGUGGGACGCGCUAACCGACAACUACAUCUCCGCCUGGGACGGCCCCAAAUCCGAGGGACUCAACGGGAACCUCUCCGACCAGGAGGUCAUCGAGGAGAUCGUGGAGAUGAUGGAGAACUCUCCGGAUCCCGGGGAGACGGAGGAGGAGGAUGAGGAGGAGGUCAGCCACUCUUCCUCCCGCACCAGCCCCUCCCUGCUGGAGGAGAUCCGGCAGCUUGUGGUCACUCGAUCAGAGGCCCAGAAAUGUGUUGGGACCUCUGUGGGAAAAGGGAAACGUCCAGGCCUGAGCCUGAUGCCCGGCCCGGUGCUCCUGGACCUGCUCCACCGGGUGGAGUCGGCCAUUCGGGGCUUCUCUGAGGAGCUGGUGGGGCAGCUGGCCCGCCGCGACGAGCUGGAGUUCGAGAAGGAGGUGAAGAACAGCUUCAUCACGGCGCUGAUGGAGGUGCAGAACCGCCAGAGGGAGCAGCGCGACGGCAGCCGCCGCCGCCGCCGGGACAAGGCCCUGAGCCUGCAGGGGGGGGGGGGCGGGGCCGAGGGCGGGGCCACGGUCGCCGCGGGCAACGCCAGGACGGGCGCCAUGCCGGUCAAGGGGCGGUGCUUAGGAGGUCAACUGGCGUUUGGCUGGCGUUUGGCUGGCGUUCGUCUGGCGGUCAACUGGCGUCCGUUUGGCGUCCAUCUGGCGUCAAGUUGGCGUCCGGUUAGCGUCCAGUUGCCGUUUGGCUGGCGGUCAACUUGCGGUCAACUGGCGGUCAACUGGCGGUAG